This is a messenger RNA of Arabis nemorensis, 600 nucleotides long. NCBI's taxonomy places the organism in Eukaryota, Viridiplantae, Streptophyta, Magnoliopsida, Brassicales, Brassicaceae. The record is from the annotation of a GenBank genome assembly.
AUGGAAGAAGAGAAAUCAGAACAAAAACAACAAGGAAGAGGAUCUCUCGAGAAAGGAAGAUCGUGCAAAGGAUAUCUUUAUUACUCUUCCACUCUCAAAUCCAAAUCCAAAAACCCUCGAUGCGUCGGAAUCCCUCGUUCUCUCCGUCAAGUUCCUGACUACGUUGUUGGGCAAUCUGAAGCUGAAGCUUCGAAAGAGGGACGAACCCUAACAGAUUUUUAUUAUGGAUGUUUGGGGUAUUCUGUCUAUAUGACUGAUAAAGACUCAUCCAUCAAGCAAGAUACAAAGACACAACUUCCCGUUUGUGUCGGUCUUGAGAUACUAGCAGAUAGAAGAGCAGUUUCUGGCAACACUUCAUCUGUUCCAACCCCCGUUCAAAAUAAAAAUGAUCCUCGGGAGUUGCCUCAGCAUCAGAACCAUAGGCCAACCCCAGCCACUGCCACAAACACCACAAACACAGAAAACGGCUUCUAUACCAGGUUCACAAGAAAUGCAAACCUGGUAGCAGCAGGGGUGAUGAAGAACAUGAAGAGAGUGGGUAACUAUGUGAAAGAGACGGUGGACGAUGCCUUGGACCCAUAUCGAAAGCGACCAAAAUGA